ACACGUAUUGUCCGGAAGUUUGUAAACUGCACGUCCUUAGCAACUGUAAUAGUCAAAUGUUAGUCGUGUGAGAAACUAAAUAGUUAGUUUUGCGAGCAUAUACUACAAAUAUAACAGUUUAAUAGUUACGAACGUUACAAAUGUAGGGAUAUCAAAGUCGGGUCGUGCUACGAACCUUGUCAUCACAACGAUUAUAGUGUUUACGAACACGACAGCUCGAGGACUGCUCGACACUCGCUGUCAUGCCUCCCGCUGAAGCCGCACCGAAAAAGAAACACGUCCGCUUUGCCAGAAUGGAAGAGGAUGAUGACAACGACGAGCAGGAGGAGGACGCUCUUUUUGAUAAGCGGAAAGACGUUCGAAAAGGAUUGAAAAGCGCACUGAAGGGUGGCAAACGGGCACUAAAGCUGGGUUCCGAAAAGGUUGACAUAAUUCGACCAGGACGGAGUCGGAGCAACACCGGGAAAUGUUGGCGAUGGCUGGUCAGCCUGGCGCUCUGCGCAUCGUUUCUUGGGCUGGGAAUGGCAAUCUCUGUAUUGGGUCCUACAUUUGAAGACCUAGCUCUUAAUGUCAACAAGAACAUUGGUAAUUUGUCCUACAUCUUUGUGGGUCGUUCAUCUGGAUACAUUGGAGGUUCCUUAUUAGGAGGGAUCCUGUUUGACUGUAUGAAUCCUCAUCUUUUGCUUGGCUUUUCCUUGUUGAUCACAGCAUUUGGAAUGUCUGGGACGACAUUCUGUAAAAAAGCUUGGCUGCUUACCGCUUUGAUGUCAAGUGUGGGGGUGUCAAUGGGAAUCCUAGAUACAGGUGGUAAUGUUCUCAUACUGAACACUUGGGGAGAGCAGGCUGGGCCUCAUUUGCAGGCUCUGCACUUCAGCUUUGCUGCUGGAGCUUUUGUCUCCCCAAUUAUUGCCAAGCUGCUGUUUGGUCACAGUUCCGACAAUGCCUCCAUUUCCACACCUCUGAUGUCUGGCCAUGCGUCCAAGGCUAUUGGUGCCAUUUUGCAGUUCUCGCAGCCAAAAAGUACACCUCUAGCGUCCAUGUGGGCCUAUACAGUGAUUGGUGCUUUUACUUUAUUGGUGUCGCUCAUCUUUUUCAUUCUGUACUUCUGUAGCCCCUCCACCUCAAAUGGGACAAAGACAUCCACGGGAAAGCAGUCGUUUUCAAAACACCACAGUACUCUUAUAUUCCUGCUCUCCUUGUUCUUUUUCUUCUACGUUGGUAGUGAGGUGGCAUACGGCUCUUUUAUAUACACAUACGCCAAGGACUACGCUAAUAUGGAUCAAACAUUGGCAGCAGGGCUCAAUUCGCUCUUCUGGGGAACAUUCGCAGCUGGCCGAGGUCUGGCCAUCUUCUUUGCGACUUGUCUUAGCCCGGGCACCUUAAUCUUGCUUAGUCUAGUGGGCACCACAGUCUCCUCGCUGCUGCUGCUCCUAUUUAGCCUAAAUGACCCUGUACUAUGGGCCUGCACUGCUCUGUAUGGUGUCUCCAUGUCUACCACCUUUCCCAGUGGGAUAUCAUGGGUAGAGCAGUACACAACAGUGACGGGCCGCUCAGCUGCAGUGUUUGUGGUGGGUGCAGCACUCGGUGAGAUGGUGCUGCCAUCCCUGUUGGGCUUUCUGAUGGGGCAUGUGCAGAAUCAGCCCUUGCUGAUGUACCUGGCACUUGGCUCAUCCACCUUCACCUCAAUUCUUUUCCCAGUCAUGUACAAACUAGCAUCACCAGGAGGGGAUACUGCCUUAUGGAAAGUGCCAGGCAAACACAUCAAGGAUGUCGAUGACAGCGAGUACCGUCAAGCACUUUUGGACAAUGUGGAGGAAGAGGAACAGGAGAAUGACGGUGAAGCUGACCAAUGGAAUGAUGCAGACUUUGAGGUAAUAGAGAUGGAUGAGGCCAACAUGGUUAGUUCUCCUUCCAAAGCUUUAAUGCCACCGGAUGUUGCAGCCAAUGCUCUUGGUGUCCAGUCAGUUGCUGCUUCCUCAGUCCCGCCACCAACAGACCUCCUGGCCAUUGCCCCGGUGUCUAACACCCUCAACUUUUCAACAGACUCCCCCAGACGCAAACUGUUAUUGUCCCUAGACAGGGAAAAGAAAGACUGAAAUAUUGUAAUGAAUUGCAUCAGUGUGACCUUGGACUUGUCCAGGAACUUGGCCGGUUGAAUCCUUUACAACCACUUGAAGCUCAAAGCAAUUUUAUUUUCGGCAAAAGAUAACACUAGUCAGUCGAUUCAUUAACAUUUAACAUGCCACUUGCAUGUUUGACAUUUGAACAUGUAAUCGUUUCUGUGUCGCUUAGGUACGCCAAUAUAAGCCAAAUCAAGCCUUUUACUUCCAACCAAUGUAUUUGAUUACCGGUUGCAGGAUUCUCAAAAAGUUAAAUUAAGGUAAAAUAUAAACCACUGAUUAAACUUACACAUCAGGUAGUUUUCUUGUAUGUUAGACAUGGGUAUGUUGGAACUUCUAAAAGAUAUGGGAUUUCUAUAUCUCUCUUGUUGGACUUUAUUGAAUUGAAAAGAUUUAACAGAAUUGUAAUCAGCACAAUACAUCUUGUAAGGCAGAUUGUGAUUUUUUUGUAUGAAAAGUUUAUAUUUUGAUGCUUGAGUCAUUGUUGGCAUCCUUACGUAUGUUGGCUAAAACAAAUCUAUUGUUCCUGUAGUAAUCUGUGCUUGCCGAUGAGCAAAAAUGACAUUUUUAUGUCCGUUACUGUCAAAACCUUGACCUGCAACCAUUAACAUAAAGCAAGUGAUAAAUAGCUUCCAUGUUCAAGUUUUUAUCCUUAACAUCUGUAACAAUAUGUUAAUCGUUUGCUUUCUGUAUUUGCAGUCUGUUUGCCUUGCCCACCGUAAAAUCUCAUUGGUCAAACACCCUACUCCACACAACUCUAUAAAAAAACUAUGAUUGUCUGUGGUUUUUGCAUUUGUGAAUAUUUGCUUUGUGUGGGCAGACAAAUGGCUAGAAAUAUCAAAUCAGUUUCCAUCUUAUUUUGCACUUUAAUGUAGAAAUUGGUUUAAGUUUUUGUUCAAAUUGCUGUGUAAAAAGUGCUAUAAUCAUAUUGAGGUUACCAUUUGUUAGACCUUACUUUCUAAAAUGUUGUAUUAAAUUAUUUUAAUUGCUCUAAACCUCA
Molecule: messenger RNA, 3120 nt
Organism: Triplophysa dalaica
Lineage: Eukaryota; Metazoa; Chordata; Actinopteri; Cypriniformes; Nemacheilidae
Product: sodium-dependent glucose transporter 1-like
Biological process (GO): transmembrane transport
Source: RefSeq, a predicted model, not a curated record